Messenger RNA from Megachile rotundata (alfalfa leafcutting bee), 1490 nucleotides. Its product is annotated as farnesol dehydrogenase. Gene Ontology annotation, molecular function: oxidoreductase activity. Lineage: Eukaryota; Metazoa; Arthropoda; Insecta; Hymenoptera; Megachilidae. The record is from RefSeq and is a predicted model, not a curated record.
CCUGAAUUCACCGCGCAGUUGACGAUUCGCGAUUACGCAAUUGAGCCGUUGAUUCAUGCGUUGUUUCCUCUGGCACGCAGUGUGUCGUCGUGGCUUGGAUAACUAGUCCACUCGUGAAUAAUAGUAUUUCUACGAAAACAUAUCAUUCGGCGAAGAGCAGAUGAGUAAUUAGUGUCAUCUCUUUCCGUGACAAGCAAAGAUGGGAUCGAAAUAUAUGGAACGCUGGGCUGGUAAAACCGCGGUUGUCACCGGCGUAGCAUCUGGUAUUGGAGAAGCAAUUGCACUUGACCUCUUGAGGAACAUGGUAAACGUGAUAGGUCUGGACAUACGAUCCGAAUCGUGUCUCUCUAGUAAGUGGAAAGAAAACGAAACACGUGGACACUUCCGGUACGUAGUUUGCGACGUAAGCGAGCCAGAGAACCUGGAGGACUUUUUCACUCUUGUUGAAGAGGAUGGUGGGGUGGACAUCAUGGUAAAUAAUGUUGGGGUUGCGGACUACAAACGCAUUAUUGAGAGCGACAGGCGGACGUUUCAAAGGCUGUUAAAUAUUAAUGUCCUCGCGACCUCCAUGUGCAUCAACUGGGCGGUGCGCUCGAUGCGCCAGCGGAACGUCGAAGGGCAUAUUUUCAAUAUCAACAGCGUGCUGGGACACAAAAUUCCAAGCGGAUCCUUUUUGGAAAUCGAUGGCUGUAAUGGCUGGAACCUGUACCCCACUUGCAAACACGGAACUGUUGCAUUAACGCACACGGUGCGGCAGGAAUUGGCGGCCAUUAAAGCACCGAUUCGAAUCACCAGUAUCUCUCCCGGCAUAGUGAAUACCAACAUAGCGGAGCAUGCUCCUCAAUUAACGGAUAUUUUGAAGAAAAUUCCAGCUCUCGAGCCAGAGGAUGUCGCGGAUGCUUUGAUUUAUGCACUCGGUACUCGACCCGAAGUGCAAAUCUCGGAGCUGACUAUUCAACACACGGGUGAGCCGUGAUCUUUCUAUCCGUUUUGUAUCUACAUGUAAACGGAUAAGGAUUUAGUAGACUGUAACUAAAAGUAACAUUGAUUUUUUAACUACGCGCGUAAUAAAAUUUAGUCUGUUUUUUCCGUACGAGGCUUUUGCUUUUUCAUCUAGAUAAAAUGUUGCGAGUGUUUGAAAGAUUCGUUUCGUUCCUUUUAUGUUUUUUCUGUGAAAGAGGGAUUUGUUACCGAAUGGUUACAGCGUGUGUAAUACUGAAACUGCCAGUUGACUUUUAUACAAACUUUUAUUUUAGAAAUACAAGUGCAAUUAGUAGAACAAAGAAAAUUCAGUACAUUGUGACAGGUGCAUAAAUGGAACAAUAUAAUCUGUUCGUAUCAACGUAAACACGUGUUGACGUAAAACUUUGACGAAGAAUAGAAUUCGUUUUCAGAAUAAAAUUUCCUUUGUCAACAUAUUUGUCGAUAACAUAAAAAUAUUGAUAUUAUAUUUGGUAGCAAAUAAAUGAUUCCAAAGAACGUGCAUCUAA